Molecule: messenger RNA, 1882 nt
Organism: Schistosoma bovis
Lineage: Eukaryota; Metazoa; Platyhelminthes; Trematoda; Strigeidida; Schistosomatidae
Source: the annotation of a GenBank genome assembly
GAUAUAUUUCGCUAUGGAGGGAUAUGAUUCUAGGAAGCCUCCGAGUGUUCGAGUAACCGUUCUAGAAGAUCCAAACAGCAGCCUUCAAGAACUUUUCAAUCCCGCCUCCCAGAGGCAACAGGUUCCUUUACAUCAACGUAAUCUACCAAAAUCUUUUUUCGUUCCACCUGGAGAUGUGAAUGACAAUUCUCGACUUUCCAAGCUUAACUCUGUACACAGCAACGAAAGAAAUUCUGCAGAUUUUGUGGUGUUCCAUAGUAAAGCGAAUUCAUCUCCAGCCUGUUUGGAUGCUGCACUUAGAACGUCUGUUUCUGCAAAUGUUCCUAAUCACAGCCAUCAAAAAAGUCUUGAUGUCGCUUCCAAAUACAAGACGGAAUUUAGCCCAGAUUUUGCUUUCUCCGGCUCGUGUAGCCCGGGAUUUUUUCAGGGACAAAGAAACUCACAACAAACUGCACUGCUUUAUGGACCCACCAUGACGUUUGCUAUAAGCGAGCUUCCCGUUGGAUAUGACAUGGCGAUAAAUGAGAGCAAUCAGGUAUAUUUUCUAAAUCAUCAAACACAAGAAACCACAUGGUUUGAUCCUAGAAUACCAGAAAAGUUCCAGAAGUGGGGUAUGACUCCAGAAGAACUAGAGCAAGUGCACUUACGCUACGCUAAACAAUUUUUAUGCACAAUCCCGUCUUCGAAUUUGAAUGUUGAUCGAAUAUCACCAUCACUUGUGUCUAGUCCAACCUCCUGCGUUCCUGCAUCAUCACCAUCGGGUUUCCUUAACAAAAACCAAUCUGGAGUACCAUCGCCCAUGGCAUCUAUAUCUGUUUCACCGAACUCAUCAACAUCCGGACUUCCUUUGCAUAAUCUACCAUUGAAUUCGUCUUCGACUUGUACAAAUGUUCAAAAUCGUCUAAGAUCAACUAUUGCUGUAAAUAAUAAUAACAGUAAUAAUAGUAACAAUGGUAAUGAUGGCAACAAUAAUCAAAAUAUUGCAGCUACCCAUCGUUCUCAUCCAAAUCAGUUGCCUUAUCCUCAUCAUCAACAUUCACAUCAAGUAAAUGAACAAUUACAAACAUCCGGUGGUAUACAACAUCAACGACAACAUUCACAAGGUCUCCCUGUACAAUCUCAACCAACAAGUCAAUCGCUUGUAACGCAUUUUCGCUCUUGUAGUCAGCCAGUUUCCAUGUCCAGUGGUCGAGAUUGUGGUUCCAAUACAGGUGUAAUACUAAGUUCAAACUCAUCGGGUGUAUCUACAGCCACAACAACAGUAACAGGAACUUUGGGUCAGACUCAACUUCGGAUUCCUGGAAGUUUAGGUGGCAUUCUAUCAUCAAGUUCCUCACUUACAGGUCUAUGCGGUUCGAAUGUAAAUACUGGUCAACAAGGGUGCGUUACCGGUUCCAUUAGUACAUCAUCUGGACAAUUGGUCCAAGGACUUGAAUGCUUACGAUUGAAUGCAUCAGUUACUUCCACAAGUGCAUUAAAUAACUCCAAUCAUGUGCUACUUGAUCAACAACAAAUCCCCAAAACACAAAGAGUUCAACAACCUCAAUUCAUUCUGUCAGCUAACUCCGGUAUAGUUUAUGGAUCAAACAUAAAUACGGCUGCAGCACGACUUGUUGGCACAGUGUUACCUACUACUCCCCAACCUGGUAAUCAACAUUCACAUCAAAGCAGUAUGGAUAGUGGAGUGGGUCAGUCUCUAACAGGUCAAUCAAACCCUAGUGCUAAUCAAACUCCUGAGCAUACUGUUAUGCUAUUUUGUGAUCCAAGCAUUGGUGCUUGUGGUGCAGAACAUAUGGAAGGAAUCGCUUAUCCGAAUGAAGAACUCAUUUGUACAGGAUUUAACGAUUUCGACAAUAUUGAUAUUUCAGAUAUGAGUACUUAG